UGCUCCUCCUCUGAGGGGAGGGGCGAUGUGCGGUGAUGCACCAAUCACAGCGCAGCCUGCCCUAUAAAAGGGCCCUCGGCGCAGGCCCGACCGCUCCCUGUUGGCAUCGCCUCUAGAGUCUUUCUGCUGCUAUGUCCGAGACGGCUCCUGCAGCUCCAGUCGAACCUGUGGUCGUCCCUAUGGGGAAACCGUCAACCAAGCGGCGAGGAAAGAAGCCGGGUGGCUUAACGGGUGCGAGUCGCAAACCUCCCGUCCCUUCCGUGUCCCAGCUCAUCACGGAGGCGGUGUCCAUGUGCCAGGACAGGGCAGGCAUGUCCUUGGCCGCACUCAAGAAGGCGCUGGCGGCCGCCGGCUACGAUGUGGAGAAGAACAACAGCCGCAUCAAGCUGGGGCUCAAGAGCCUGGUGAGCAAGGGCACCCUGGUCCAGACCAAGGGCACCGGCGCCUCCGGCUCUUUCAGGCUCAGUAAAAAGGCCACUCCUGAACCCACCAAGAACAAGGUCAAGAAGUCUCGAUCUAGGAAAACCAAGAAGGGAAUCUUAUCUCGGGACUCCAGGUCCCCGAAAAGUAUCAAGACCAACAAGAAAGUGAAGCAGCAGAAGAAUACGGUGAAGAAAGCUGUCCGCGGUGGCAGGCCGGUUAAGGGAGCCCAGGGCAGAAAGCAGAGCAGGAGUCCUGCCAGGGGUAGACCAGCCAAGCCCAAGCCUUCCAAAACCAAACUGCCGCAACAGAAGGCGGGUCAGCGGAAGCUGUCCACUAAGAAGUGAGGAACCGCUAGCGGUCGAAUUCAGGAAACCCAAAGGCUCUUUUAAGAGCCACUCCUGUGAUCUGUAAAGGGUG
This is a messenger RNA of Ochotona princeps (American pika), 840 nucleotides long. It is a transcript of the gene H1-6, whose product is annotated as H1.6 linker histone, cluster member. Bases 132 to 767 code for a protein of 211 amino acids. NCBI's taxonomy places the organism in Eukaryota, Metazoa, Chordata, Mammalia, Lagomorpha, Ochotonidae. Gene Ontology annotation, cellular component: nucleosome; nucleus. Gene Ontology annotation, biological process: nucleosome assembly; negative regulation of DNA recombination; chromosome condensation. Gene Ontology annotation, molecular function: double-stranded DNA binding; structural constituent of chromatin; nucleosomal DNA binding. The record is from RefSeq and is a predicted model, not a curated record. The transcript has a single exon.